AUGGCCCAUUUGAUUUUUUGCAUUCUGUUUCUUCAUCUGAAAGCGGACCGGGGUCACGCCUGGGUGGCCAGUAACUUCCUGAUGACAGGACCAAAGGCCUACCUCACCUACGCAAAAAGCGUGCAGGUGGGCACGCAGAACGGGAUUGAGGAGUGCAAACAUCAGUUUGCGUGGGACAAAUGGAACUGUCCUGACAGCGAAACCCACCCCAAAGGUCUGAGAAGAGCCACCAGAGAAACAUCUUUCGUCCAUGCCAUCAGUGCUGCUGGAGUCAUGUACACUCUGACCAGGAACUGCAGCCUGGGAGACCUUGAGAACUGUGGCUGCGAUGUCUCCAAUAAUGGGAAAACUGGUGGCCGCGGUUGGUUGUGGGGUGGCUGCAGUGACAACUUGGACUUUGGUGAAAAGAUUUCUAAACAGUACGUGGACGCACAGGAGACAGGCCAGGACUCGAGAGCCGCUGUAAAUUUGCACAACAACGCGGCAGGACGGCAAGCCGUGAAGGCAACGACGAAACGCGUCUGCAGGUGCCACGGCAUGUCAGAGAGCUGCAGCCUGCAAACGUGCUGGACGCAGUUGUCCGAUUUUAGAGAAGUCGGCAAUUACUUGAAGGUCAAAUACACCCAGGCGCAAAAGCUGGACACCGACAAGAGGCGCGUGCGGGCCGGAAACAGCGCCGACGGCCGGGGAGCCAUAGUGGGCGCGUUCGGCGGCGUGGCCCGGACGGAGCUCAUCUACCUGGAGGACUCGCCCGACUACUGCAGGAGGAACGCCAGCGUGGGGCUCCACGGCACGGAGGGCAGGGAGUGUCUGCAACACAGAGCCGGGCUGAGCCAGUGGGAGCGCCGGAGCUGCCGCCGGCUGUGCCACGAGUGCGGCCUGAGGGUGGAGGAGAGGCGCACGGAGGCGGUGAGCAGCUGCAACUGCAAGUUCCACUGGUGCUGCAGGGUGAAUUGCGAGGACUGCUCUCAAGUCAUAGUCAAGCAUGUGUGCGCGAAGAGGGAAGCCGGGGACAGGUAUGCCGUCUGGCGGAGACACCGUGGACCCAAAUGAAAGACAUGAGUUUCUAAAUAUUUGUAUUUUUGACGGCAUAGCUGCACUUUCUAUUAAUCAAUCUCCGUGUUUUCGUUGCGCAUAUAUUUAUGUCGUUUUUUUUUUCUUUAAUAAAAAAAAUCUCUUAAAAAGUCCAGUUGUUUUUAUAAAUAAAUCCAUCACUUAAUACAUUCCUUCGCUACUGCAUCGAACUAACACAUUACAAUGAGAAUGGACUGAAUCCACUUGAAGAGAGGAUUACACAGCCAACACUCAGCAGAUCAACACCUCGCCAAGGUGUUGAUCCAGCGCUGAUCCACUGUCACUUUGAUGCCAAUGUGUAUUGACUGCAUUCAAAGACAGAUUAGGGAAUGCUUUCCAGGGAGAAGUAGAAGCAAUCUGACCUCAUGAUCCCUCUCUCAGAACUGGCUGCUGUGAGGGACAUGAGGGACGCCAAAUGUAGUCUGUCAAAUACAUUGUGGGUUAAACAAAUGUUGUUUUUUUGUUGUUAUGUUUUUUUUUUUAC
This is a messenger RNA of Poeciliopsis prolifica (blackstripe livebearer), 1558 nucleotides long. RefSeq names its product protein Wnt-8a-like. The record is from RefSeq and is a predicted model, not a curated record. Gene Ontology annotation, biological process: multicellular organism development; canonical Wnt signaling pathway; cell fate commitment. Bases 1 to 1053 code for a protein of 350 amino acids. Gene Ontology annotation, molecular function: cytokine activity; frizzled binding. NCBI's taxonomy places the organism in Eukaryota, Metazoa, Chordata, Actinopteri, Cyprinodontiformes, Poeciliidae. Gene Ontology annotation, cellular component: extracellular region. The transcript is spliced from 6 exons.